This is a messenger RNA of Zea mays, 2433 nucleotides long. RefSeq lists its product as uncharacterized. NCBI's taxonomy places the organism in Eukaryota, Viridiplantae, Streptophyta, Magnoliopsida, Poales, Poaceae. The coding region runs from base 1220 to 2194 and encodes 324 amino acids. The transcript has 5 exons. The record is from RefSeq and is a predicted model, not a curated record.
UUCAAAUCCCAGAUUUUCACUUAUUUGGGGUAUUCUAUUGGUUAAAGAUUGGAGAAGGAAAAUCUGAAUUUUCUUACCUCUAAGUGUCCAUCUUCAACUAAUCCUCAUCCUACAUAAACAAUGGCUCCCAGAAAGUGUCUCUCGUAUGUUCCUUGAUUUCCUUGGAAAUUUCAUCCACCGCCAGCAUUACUAUUACGUGGCCAAAAUCCCUGAAGCGGCAUGUCUUACUCCCACACGUCCUUAUCUUCCUCUAGACUUAUCCCAUCGUUUCUAGCUUCUAGUUUAUCCGUUGUCGGCAUUAUCUUUUCAAGAGCUGGACGCACGUCUCCAUGUUGCCUGUCGGCCUUAUCUCCAUCCCUCAUCACCUCUGCGAGCACAAGUUUUAGCGCCUGCCCUCAGUCCAGCUCGCCAGCAGCUCUCUGCCCUCCUCCCUCAAGCCCUAGCCGAGUUUUUCCAUGGUGCCCUGGAUGCCAGCCCCUUUACUCGAUGCCCCUGCUAGGUUCCAUAGCCGUCGCUGCCCCAGCCAUCUCCUUGGUGACCGACCUCGCCCCUGCCCCAGCCACAGCUUCCCCUUCGGCCCUGCUGCUGCAAGCACUCAGCCUCUCCUAUGGCACAUGGUGCUCAUCCAGCCCCUUUCUACUGGUGUUUGCACCAUCUCUCUGGUGCUCGACGAAAUGACCAUGAGGAGUUUUGUGUUGUGUGUAGCCCCACCUGCGACACCGUCGACCCCCGGUGAGGUUCUGUUCUUGCCCUGUCGCUUUAGUGCUCGACGUCGAUUACUAAUGUGUGAAUUGUGUGUGUUGAUGAGGGAGUUAACCGGUAAAGAAGUGAGGUCCGUGCGACGUUUGCCAAGUGUUCGAUGGAAGGUCCGAACCGGGAACCUCGCCUUUCUCGCGGAUCUUCGGGUCGGUUUGUGAAUUGCGCAAGCAUAUGGUGUGUCGACUUUCAGAUUCAUUGUUGUCCACAUGUGUGAUAGUUGGUGAAUGAACAUGUCAAAGGAGAGUAAAUUCUUUAGGUACGCUAGAUGAUUAUGCGAGCUGAAGGACAUGGAUCAGAGCGAACCAUAAGAUGGUAUUGGUGGAUUAAUCUUGUGGAUGCAUCAAGCCAACACCAGAAUGGAAGAUGCUCACCAAGUGGUCGUCAAUUAACAACACUAACGUAGUGUUUAUCCCAGGUACAGAUCUUGAAACGUUUGCAGCGACAAGCGUUUUACGACAUUAUGCAGCUGAGGGAGAGGCAAGAGAAAGUUGAAAGAGUGAUCUCGUUGUUCAAAGCUACCAAAGUUGGUCCGUUCGCAGAAGAAAGCACUCGGGUCAAGGGCGUUGUCAAUGUCGCUGGCUCGCUCCCAAGAGACAUCUCAGAAGCAGAAUCUUGUAUCAGUUCACGGUUUGUGUUUGAGGCUCCUGUCAGGAAGAAGGAUUCCCUGUUUGCCGAGCUCAGCACCGAACAUAGAUACGUGUCUCAGGAAAACGAUCACAUCGAGACCCCUUUUGUGUUGUCAAAGUUGAUGUACCUGUCGAACAUCAGUGACUCGUUUUCGGUUGCUGUUGUACCGAAAGGAGCUAGGUGUAAAGAUUUUUCAACGGACCAAAAUAUCCGAGAGGAACAUUGGCUGGCCAGUUUGCGAUCUUCGCUGAGGCCACCUUUGCUGAGUAAAAGCCACAGAUAUGCUGGCGGCCUAAUACUGAGAUCGAAGAACUUCGCUGUUUCUAUAGCGCAGCUGAUCUCAGUUGCCGCGAGGCCAGUAAACGGCGGUGAAGCCAGCAGAGUCUGUACAGAGUUUGGGCAAAUCUCGUACCAGUUCCCUGAUGACAUAAAGUUGACCCUGUCUGCUGCUUUGCAUGGACCCAGUGUAGUUCCUCGGAAGAGGAAACCAACUGCUGGAGGUUGCGUUGGUCUUGAGCUGGAAAUUGAUGAGGACUCCAGAAUCGGGGCCUGGAUCGAGUUGAACAAGAAGUCAAGCUCACGUUUGCUGAGAUGGGCCCUCACACUGUCAGAUACGCCGGAAGGUGACCUUGGAUGGGGCGUGAGCUUGCGUAGAGGCACUGAGGAAAAACCGCAACUGUUUCAGGUGGAGGGAUUUCUGAACUUGCAUCUGGGGAAGGCUGCUGCCGUGCAGCCUGGCAUCGUGUUCAACGUGGAUGGCCGGAGGUGCAGACCUGGUCUCGUAUUCCACUCGAGUUGGUCCUUGUGAUUCUGGUGUAGGAACUUUUGGUAGAUCACAGAAUGCUGAUGAGAUUGUAUCAGCUGAAAGAGGCAAAUGAUUCAUUUGAAAGUGCAUGAUGCUUUGGUGCUGAUUAUUUCCAGUUGUUAUAAUUAUUUUUCAGGCGUUGACUUAUAAUGUUGAUUUGAUAUCCCUAUAGCAGAUGUGAUGAACCAUGAAUCUUCUAUUUUUAUUUUUAUGGCACAUAUGUAAAUGAGUGUUAAAUUGCA